UAGACUUUCUAGGAAAUCCUCAUUUUCUUUACAAAACAUGGCCGAAGAAGAUAACCAGUCAAUUCAUAAUGAGAAUAAUGAGAAUAAUCAUGUGAGAACACUUAGAGAUCACAUGAAUCCAACAAGAACAAGUGCACCAUCAUGUAUAGUUUUUCCUCCUGAUGCUUCUCAUUUUAAUUUUAAGCCAGGUAUUAUUCAACUUUUACCCACUUUUCAUGGCUUAGAAUUAGAAAAUCCAUAUUUGCAUUUAAGAGAAUUUGAAGAAGUUUGUAACACCUAUAAUGACUUAAAUUGUAGCAUGAACACCAUCAGAUUAAAGCUUUUUCCUUUUUCAUUAAAAGAUAAAGCUAAAACAUGGCUACAAAAUAUUAGGUCAGGAUCCAUUCGUGCUUGGGAUGAAAUGCAACAACAAUUUUUAAAGAAGUUUUUUCCAUCUCACAGAACAAACUCUUUCAAAAGACAAAUCACCACUUUCACUCAAAAACCAGGAGAAACAUUUUACAAGUGUUGGGAUAGAUAUAAAGACUUGCUUAAUACCUGUCCUCAUCAUGGUUUUGAAACAUGGAGAUUGGUCUCACAAUUUUAUGAAGGGUUAACACCUAAAGAUAGACAAAUGGUGGAAUUGAUGUGCAAUGGAACUUUUGAAGAUAAAGACCCUGAUGAAGCAAUGGAGUACCUAGACUUGCUAGCUGAAAAUGCUCAAAAUUGGGACACCACAGGAGUGUCUCCAUGAACAAGCCAAUGCUUUAAAUAGUUUCCAAAGGCCAAGUCAUAACCCAUACUCGCAAACGUACAA
This is a messenger RNA of Populus trichocarpa (black cottonwood), 796 nucleotides long. RefSeq lists its product as uncharacterized. The record is from RefSeq and is a predicted model, not a curated record. Bases 38 to 733 code for a protein of 231 amino acids. NCBI's taxonomy places the organism in Eukaryota, Viridiplantae, Streptophyta, Magnoliopsida, Malpighiales, Salicaceae. The transcript is spliced from 2 exons.